This is a messenger RNA of Carassius auratus (goldfish), 1738 nucleotides long. Its product is annotated as insulin-like. Bases 465 to 809 code for a protein of 114 amino acids. Lineage: Eukaryota; Metazoa; Chordata; Actinopteri; Cypriniformes; Cyprinidae. Gene Ontology annotation, cellular component: extracellular region. Gene Ontology annotation, molecular function: hormone activity. The record is from RefSeq and is a predicted model, not a curated record. The transcript has 3 exons.
UGAUCCCAUUAUCUCGAGAAUGAGACAUCCUGCUAUUUCACUCACAAUCUUUACAAAGAAAAGUCACCAGCUGUCACCUUCUAGCAGAUCCAUGAUCAGGUCGUUCUGUGGAAACUUCUACUCUCAACAAUUAUUAACAAUUAACCAAAACCCACUUGAGCUCGUCAGUUCAGGCCACUAGACCUGCGUGAGCACCAGAAUGUGUUUGUCUUUGGUGAGCGUAGUAGCACUCAGGAGUUAAUGUGAAUUAGUUGGGCAAACACAGCUAAUGCGGGAUGUGUAAUUGGACAGUCACUUAAAAGUGUUAAAGUGUGUUUGCGCACAAGAUUCGUUUUCCGCUGACAAAGACUGUAGAAUCUGCCUAGACAUGUAUAAAAGUGAGAAGCACACACUGUUCGUCCCAAACCUUCUCUCGUCUACCAUCUCUGCUGUUUCUUAUCCUCCACUUCAAGAACAGCGUGACCAUGGCAGUGUGGCUCCAGGCUGGUGCUCUGUUGUUCCUGUUGGCCGUCUCCAGUGUGAAUGCUAAUGCAGGGGCCACGCAGCACCUGUGUGGAUCCCAUCUGGUCGAUGCCCUCUACCUGGUCUGUGGUCCUACAGGCUUCUUCUACAACCCCAAAAGAGAAGUUGUUGACCCUCUUCUGGGUUUCCUUCCUCCAAAGUCUGCCCAGGAAACUGAGGUGGCCGACUUUGCAUUUAAAGAUCAUGCCGAGCCGAUGAGGAAGAGAGGCAUUGUGGAGCAGUGCUGCCACAAACCCUGCAGUAUAUUUGAACUGCAGAAUUACUGUAACCCUGCGCAUGUCCCGUGACAACUGCCAAUGACUUGAGCAACCACAGCUCUUGAUUAGUUUUUCAUAGAAAAUAAAACAAAUUAAAAUGAAUGCAAGAGUUUUUGUAUCUCUACAUUGCAACUUAAAUAAGAUAUUUAAAAAUUCAAAAUGCGAAAUCAAUUCAGUUUUAUUUGACAAGAUAAGGAUUAACAGGAAUAAUUCACAUUAGUUCAGCCCCAUCUGGGCUCUCCUGAUUGAAAUACAGACUGUGCUCAGAUUCUGAGACUUUUGGUUCCAUGACUAAAACUUGAAACCUCUAUAGUGCUCUAAUUCUAACAUCAUAUCAUCCAAGCCAUGGGUUAGCCCAUCAUAACAGACAUCAUUUACUAAUGAAAGACUUAAGGGUAUAAUAGCAAAAUAGCUUGUUUAAUUCUGAGGGCCAGAGAAAUGGUAAUAAAAACUAUAUUUUGGUUCAACAUUGACUACAGACAAGGCAAAAAAAAAAAACAAAAAAAAACAAUAGCUUUGUUACUGUACAGUAGUGGUACAGUAGCAAGAUUGUGAUCUUUUUUCAAAAUAUAUAUUAGAAGGCCUUUUUAUUCCCUGAAUGCAAGCUUUGUCAAAUUAAAAAAAAAAAACUUUAAAAAAAAAAAAAUGGACUGUGAUCAUUCUGAGGUUGAAGUUUUACUAAUUCGGUAUAACACUGUCAAACCAAAACAUAUAUAAAAAAAGUAUACUUACAACUUUUAAUUUUAUACACUUUAUAACCUCAUAUGUUAUUAUUAUAAAUAUGAUAGAAUAAUAAUAAUAAUAAUCUGAGAAGUCUGUUUUCAUGACCUCUUUUUGAAUAGAACAGUAGGUUUGAAAAUACAAAGUUGCAUCAUCUAUGUAGACAGAUCAAUAUAAAUUGGAAUAUUCCACAAUAUUAUUGGUUAUGAACAAAUAAACAGCCUUGGUGAGCAAAAAAG